AUGCAGCGUAUCCAGCAAGUAGACUGGAAGGCCGUCCGUCGCGACGGUCAUAACAUCUUCACCAAGCUCAUCAGGACGAAGGACCCGUUGGAGGCAGAGGCCAACCAAGAACUGGCUGUGCCGGGGAGACAUCGUUUAUCGCGUUGUUUAACCACUACGGAUCUGACGUCCUUGGGCGUGGGCUCCUGUGUUGGCACCGGGAUGUAUCUCGUUGCUGGCAUGGUGGCCCGCAAGUUCGCAGGCCCUGGCGUUAUGAUAAGCUUUAUCAUAGCGGCCAUAGCCAGUAUCUUUUCGGGUGCAUGCUACGCCGAGUUCGGCGUCCGUGUCCCGAAUACCACUGGAUCGGCUUAUACCUACUCAUACGUCACCGUUGGAGAGUUCAUCGCCUUCAUUAUUGGUUGGAACAUGGUGCUCGAGUACCUGAUCGGGACUAGUGCCUGCGCCAGGGCUCUGAGUGCGUGUUUCGACUCUCUCUUCAACGGAGCUAUUUCCCACCAUCUCGCUCUCAACAUCGGAACUAUCUUUGGCAAGCCCCCGGACUUCAUCGCUUUCGCCAUUACUCUUUUGAUGAUGCUCGUCCUGAUCGCUGGCGUGAGGAAAUCGCUGAUGUUCAACAACAUCCUAAACUCCAUCAACCUCAUAGUUUGGGUGUUCAUCAUGGGCUCCGGUCUCUUCUACGCCGACUUCAGCAACUGGACUGAUCAUAAGGGUUUUCUUCCGUACGGAUGGAACGGGGUGUUCAGCGGCGCCGCUACUUGCUUCUACGCUUUCAUCGGGUUCGAUAUCAUUGCUACCACCGGAGAAGAGGCCAACAACCCUAAGCGUUCCAUCCCUCUGGCUAUAGUGCUGAGUCUGGGCAUCAUCCUACUGGCUUAUGUUAGCACUUCCAUGAUGCUGACUCUGAUAGUUCCCUACGACCAAAUAGACACCGACUCGGCCUUGGUACAAAUGUUCGCCCGCGCCGGCGCCCCCAUCUGCAAGUACAUCGUUGCGAUUGGUGCUCUCGCUGGCCUCACCGUGUCCAUGUUUGGUUCCAUGUUCCCGAUGCCAAGGAUCAUCUAUGCAAUGGCGCAAGACGGACUAAUCUUCAAGUCACUGGCGUCGAUUUCGGAGACAUCCGGGACUCCAGCCCUCGCUACCAUCCUAGGAGGUUUCGCUGCCGCAAUGGUAGCCCUGACUAUCCAGCUGGAGGUGCUCGUUGAAAUGAUGAGCAUCGGCACCCUUCUCGCCUAUACCUUGGUUUCAACCUGCGUUUUGGUUCUCCGCUAUCAACCUCACACCACAAACCUCAUCGAGCUGCUGCCGCAAAGCUUGAGAACUCCUGUAGAACCAGACGCAACUGCCACCGCGUCCCACGAGACAUGCUUCACUGGACACCUGCAAGCCCAUAUCCAAGCAGCCAGUCAACACGUUAUGGUCCGUCGUGUCACCCGAAGUUCUCCGGACUCCGACGAUACUCUUCCUGGCGACGACAGCGAAGAGUACGGUCGUGAUGACACCUUCCUCGUUAACUCGGCUGCCGAAAACAAGUUCUACGUGGGCGCGGUUCCUGGGGGCUCCGGAGCUGCUUACACGCGUUGCGGCCGCUUCAUGGAAGCAAUAUCUCGUAGGCUGCACGCCAUGUCUUAUCUCUGCCCUGGUCUCUUCCCCUGGGUCGACUGCGGUCCGGCUACCGAAUUUACCGGUUUGUUCGUGAUCAAGGCUGUAGGUGUGAUGUUCGUUAUGAUCUUCUUGUUUGACGUCUUGGCUGCCUACGGUAACCCUGGUACCUCCACCUUCACCGCCAUUGUUAUGGUACUUCUCUUUCUCGGAAUCGUCCUGAUCCUUCUUCUUAUCUCCCGUAAACCACAGAACCGCGUUGCCCUGAUGUAUACGACCCCUGGACUUCCGUUCGUGCCGACUAUCGCUAUUAUCGUCAACAUCUACCUGAUUCUGAAUCUCUCGAUCCUGACUCUUGUUCGUUUCACCGUCUGGAUGGCACUCGGUCUCGUGAUGUACUUCAAAUACGGAAUCAAGAACUCAACCUUGGAAACCAACCCAAAGAUGCCACGCGCUGUUACUCCACCCCCACCGAAUCCCCUUGACCGCACCACGAUCCCGCCAGCUUCUCCAGGACAGUCCAAACCAGUUGGAGACCGAAACAUUUUUGAGGGAGACGGCAAUAGCGGAUUCUACGGACACUUUGACCAAUACCCCGAUCCGCUUCUGUCUUGGCACGAGUCGAAUCUAGAGCCUGCUCAAUCAACCAGUCGAGGAACAAUGUCAACGACUACAUACAAACAGGUUGAGACUAGAUACAACAUGAAAACCAACAGUACCACAUCCCACACUUCGAGUCGACCACCAUGGGCGUACCCAGAUUCUACAUAUGACACAUGGGACGACUAAAGUCUCUUUUUUUAUUUUCUCCAUUAGAUUCAUUUAAAUACUUACAGUAUCUGGCGGUUACUAUUUGGUGAGAUUUUGACGUCACCAAUUUUGUGUAAUUCAUCAGAUACUAUGAGUAUUUUUGAAAUAGUUUUCAACUAAAUAUUUCAUUGGUAAUAAUUUUAGCACCAUCACAAUUCAAUAUAUUAUUGUCUCAAGAUGGGCGGCGACAUGUACGUUUUGAUGACCAUGGGCUCCGGUAACAACUUAACAUCAGGCGGACCGCGAGCUCAUCCGCCCAUAUAGAGCAAUAAAACAUAUCCCCAAAACAUCUCUGACCACUAAUUAAAAAAAACCUACAGUCUUAGUAUAAAUUUCCUAAAAUUAUCAAUGAAAAUUUAGUAACAUUAGAUCAUUUCUUAUUCUCAUAAAUUUGUCGGUUUUUAAGCGAUUUUUUCUAAAAUGUAGGUGUAUACAUUAUUAUCUAAUUUCUAUCAUUUAAAGUCUGUUAAUUGUAAUGAUUUUUUCAUUCAUUUAAAGUUACAUUUAAGUUUCUAAAUAUGAAUUUCUUUUUUAAAUAUAAUUUAUCAACUCAUUAUACACCUACUACUUUAGUUAAUCUUUUUAAAAAUAUUUGUUUAUUUAUUUGUUUAAUUUAACGUCUAAGUUAAAAAGAAGAGUAACAUCUUAUAAAGGAACCAUGUAGUACUCGGUGGAUCGUGGUGGACUCCAAAUUUAAUAUGCGGAAACAAAUAUCCUACGUGGCUAUAGAUUACUUUCUGGAACGCUCGAAUUAUAUUCUACAUCAAAGAAAAACUAAGAACUAACUAACAAGAAUAACUUCUUGUUGUCCACCGAUAUAUCUUUCAUUUUAAUUUUUUUUUCUAUUCAAUUUACUUCCCUUCAUAACUAUCAACCUCACUAGAAUCACAUUAAAAAUUCCUAUCUUCAAAUCGAAACAUAUCAGACGAAUUUCUAUAGAUUUCUUAAAAUUACUUACAAUAUUUAUGUAGACUAAUCCCCUCUAUCUAAACUAUCCUAUCUAAAACAGUUUGGAAAUUCUCUUAAAUACAAAACCAUUGUAUUAAACUGUCUUAUACUUUGUACAUGUCUUUAGAAACUUCUACGGAGUUCGUUCAACUUUUGAAUCCCUCUUAUUGUUCGAAAGCCUGUAUUGGAAUGUGUAUUUGUUGCGGAUCGUUAUUGAGUUAAAAUUUCACUAACAAUUUAAUGUAUCGAAGAUUUUUCGGGACAUGUUAAACCAUGAAUACGUAAGCUGGCGAAAACGAAUCACAACAAACAAUCACUACUGGAAAGUCUUCCGUCUAUUAUAACUGAACGUUUAUUUGUGUGAGAUGAGAGUGCAAUUGAAACUAGAGUUAUGGUAGGGAUUGGCAAUGUCUGGAGUGAUAGAACAGGCCAGGGACGCCGGCCAUGUUCAGUGGUCUGACGUUUUAAUUGCCUUCAUCAUUUUCAGCAAAUGAAGGUUUAGCUUUAUAAUAAUUCGUAAAUAUAAUCGCUGAGUGGCCGUUAUUAAAUUCGCUAACACGUCGAUUCCUAUUAAUUUGUUUUAUUUUCAUCGAGUCUCGGAGGCAUUCUUGAUGACGUGAUAUUUUAUGUAAUGUGUUAUAAGUUUGUAAUUUUAAUCAGCUAUUCUAGAAACUUAUGGGUCCGCGACUAGUUUUCGUAAUUAGGUUAAUGAAUGUUUUUCGUUACUAAAUGUAUCUCGUUGGAUUUUGCUGCGAUCGGCAUUUGGACUGUGAAAAUUUGGACUGAACUUAGAUGAGGCUAGAGAGGUGGUGUCGUUGGCAGCAAAAUUAAUCGCUAGUAAUUAGUCUUGAUGUAAGUCUUAGUAUAACGUAGUUUUAAGGCGGCAGUGUCUCUAAGUAAAACCUCCAGCGUCAUAAAAAAAAAUUAAAACAAAGAAUUAUCACGAAUAAUUCUAUUUCAGUACUUUUAGUAUCAUAUAACAGGAAUUAAUAUUCAUUUCUGAAAACGUCGUAAUUGAAAAUAAUAAAGAACUUAACAGUUGAUCUUAACAGUUGUUGAUCAAUGAAUUAAAUGGUUGGCUUUUGAAAUGUGAUCGUGGAAUUGUGAAUGAAUGUAUGUUAAUUGUUAAUAGCUGGUUCGCAUGGUGUCCCUUGACUCGUUCUGUAAUUAGAAUUAAAUUCAAUUCGAGAAUUUCUCGAAAAUUCGAUAUUAAUUCUGAAUAUAGACGACAACGGGGAUAAUAUUAUUUAGUGUAUAAAGCGUGAGAGUUUGUUGUAAUGGUUAAUAUCUGGUAUUCGAAUUAAGGCAAAAUUGUUAAAUAAUCGUUAAAUUUCAAAUCGGUAUCUAGUACUCAAGUUUUUGCGAUGAGGCUGCAUGCCAUUUAGAUUUUAAUAUCAUUAUACCUAUUUAUUCUCUAGUAAUAAUGAAAUAACGUGUGUCGUAUGCCGCGUAUGAAACCAAAACCUACUUCAUUAAUUAGGACAGACCCCAAACCACUAUCGUAUUUUUAAUAUGUGUGCUUUAUGAUUCUCGUGAAAAAAUUUAUGAUCCGUUGCUAACUAUGAAGCUUAUUACAGCACGCGUUUUGUAACUGGUAUUGGAUUGUGAAUAUCAUCGGUCUUGAAGUGUACUUGAAAGAUAAUAAGAGAUAUCGUCAACAAAAAGUAUAGAUAAUAACUGAACCGACGCUAUAAUGGAGCGAAAUGAUGUGGCAUCAUUGGAACAACAAAAAUGUUAUAUAAAUAAUUAGUAAUGGUUAUAAUGUGCCUACAACGAAUACAGCUUACAAAUCACUAAUAAUGUUAGGCACCUUAAAGUGAGAUCUAACUUUAGGCAGAAUAAUUAUAUUACCAGGAAUUUUAAAAGCUAUGAUCUAAUGUAACAGUCUUAGUAACUUAAACUAAACACCAAAAAGUUAUGUUAGGCACCUUAAAGUCAGAUCUAACUUUAGGCAGAAAAAUUAUAUUACCAGGAAUUUUAAAAGCUAUGAUCUGAUGCUACAGUCUUAGUAACAUAUACUAAACACCAAAAAGUAUAUGUUAGGUCUAUUAGUUAUUGUAUUAAAAAUUUAUCAGAUUUAUGGGAAGCAAGCUAGAUUAUAAUACAAACAAUCUUUGAUAGACUUGUGUACGUACGGUAAGAAAGAAAAUUGAUGCGAAAAUCUCAACGUGUGCUCAGUUAUGUUGCUGUAAGUAUUAUUUUGAACCCCGAUUUUCGUCUUGUAUCCCGAUAAAUGUUGAAAUGGUAUGAAAAAAAAAAAUACCUUAGGAAUGUAAGUUCUCAGAGCUUCGUCCAUCAUAUCGCGACGACUCUGACGAUAGUUUAAGUUUUAAAAAUUAUUAAACGCCAACAUUAUAUGUGUUUCGUGAGUAAUCUAAAGGAAUGUAAUCGAUAAAUGGUACUUGGAAAUGUUUUGCUAUGUGUAUCGCUCAAACGCAGGCUGAAAUAUACAUAUUAGCAUGAAUGAAUGAGCCACUAUACACGCAAAUAAUACGAGUAACGUUCGUCGAUUUCGCAGAUCUGUGGUGAGUUUUGUGUAGCAAUUUUAUUCAUUAAAUUCUUAAAAAUUCAAUUCAUAAUAAAAAAAUGCUGUCUCACUCUUACACACUAGAGAGUGAAACGCAUAUUUUUGUAAAAUAUUUAAAUUGAAAAUGCAUUUCUAAUGAUUUAAUGAUAAAAGAACGUUUAUAAUCGUAAACAGAUCUGUUAAAAUUUAAUUUUAUGUACUCAUUGGAAACAUAAAUAAUGGAGUUUAAAUACAUGUAAUCGAUAUAAUAUUACUUAACAAUUUAUCUUAAUCAAUAUACUGAAAUAUAUAAUACGGAAUAUGUGUCUAAUGUAAUCACAUUUAAUUGACCCUUUAUAAGUCUAAGUUAACGCAGAGGUUGCAAUAGCAAUCGAAUUACCCGCUCAUGUGACAUAAAUGCAGAGAUCGACCGAAUAUCUUAUUAGGCUUCGUUGAAGCGUUCAAAAUACUGUGCACACACCUUUAGAUAUACUCAAAAAGGAGAAUUGUGCAAUCACCAUCUUGAUACAGACAACAAAUUUCGUUUCGCAUGGGUUUAAAAGGAAACAAAACUACCCUCGCACUUAAUUGGCUUCUAUAGCUACAUUACGCUUUGGAACCGUGCUCCAUCCUGUACCGUUAAAUUAGUAGUAACAUUUUAAGCCUGAAAGUAGAUUCUUGGUAUCGGCGGAAAUUAACUUCGAAUUUACGAGAAUUAAAAAGACGCUUGAUAUUAAAGAGCGUCGGGCUUAUUUCGAAAUACAUAGUUGGAUGCUUCAUAUCCAAUAUGUUAAGAAAACUACCCGCUACAGAUUACCUGAGGAGUUUUCAUUAAUUACUACAGACUUUUUACAAUCGUCGGUACAUCGCGUUUCCAAGUCAAACAUUCACCUUGAAGCUCAGGUCAUAGAUGAUCGUACAUGGUCGAUCACACGCACACACACACGACGAUCUGCAAAUGCAGCCUACUAAAUAUCUCUAUUAAUGUGACAACCCUUAAUUUGGUUGUCUAAAUUGGUUUUUACGCCAAGUAAGAUCCGGUAAGUUUCUCUGUUUUUGACGUGAGCGAUUAGAUGAAAAUGCAUGAUUUGUUAAGGUUCCGGGAAUAUUGCAGAAUUCGGCAUUUACACUAAAUGAGUGCGCAGUGAUCAACACAGAACAGAACUUCGAUGUGCAAUCGAGCUUAAAAAUUUUAGCCUCCUAACAGACGUAGGAACCACCUUAAGUGUAUAUGCUAAUUCGCUGUUGAAUAAAACUAAAAAGCGGAUAAUGUAAUGUGUUUUGAGUCAUUUUACAUUCGUUUUCAUUGUCUUAAUGCCUUAAUCGUAGCGUAGCCGUUGACUUUGCUCCUUUGCUACGCCGCAUUGAGUUUAGAUCUCGUAUAUGGCAAAGCAAGUGACAGAAAUGGAGACAAUGGCGAUUGUUAGUUUUGCGACUGCUUAUAUUGGUACUUCUCACAGAUGAACAAAAUUCUGCAUGUCAGUUUCGAACUUACCAAGCCUAAAACCUCGUAUAAGAGAACACAGCCUUUGGAUCAUGUAAGUUUAAAUAAAUACGAAAACGAAUUUUAAACAAAUAUUAAAUCAAAAAAGAUUUGAUCCAUUGAAGAGAAAUCAUUCAUUGAUCCGUUGAGAAAUUGAUCCAUAACAAAUCACCAUUUUUGUAGUUCGCUGGCUAUAUGUAACCUUUGCCUUUAACCUUUGGUUGUACUUGUAAAUCGAUAUGAUCAAAUAUUGGACUGAAUUUUAUUUUAAGGAAAGUUAGUCUCAUAAUAGCAUUUCACUUGACGCCGUGUAUGCGAGUAGAGGUACUAAAAGUUUUAAUCAAUAUUCAAAAGAAAUCACUAACUUAAUCAAAUGAACCAACAAAUAUAAACUUACUCAGGAAACAGAAACGCGUCUGUCUAAAAUAAAUGAAUUAUUUGCAUUAAUUUGUGGUAAUAAAAUAAUAAUAAGCAGUAAAUCCUCUAUAUUGUCGUUUGAGAUAAAGAAAAAAACAAAUGCACUAUGACAUGUAUGUGAAGUGCUAUUAUAAUGAGACUAAAAUUUGCGGUACCAUCGCAGUUGCAAUGUUUUUCAUUCGAAUGUUUUUCGCUGAAGACAAAUCGAUCGUCAAUUGAAAAUCAAACGGAAAUGUACAAGUAGGUAUAUAUGUUACCAACUGUAACAUCGGACACGUUUAAACAUGUAACUUAAUGUUAUAUUCAUGAAAUUCAGUUCAAAGUGUUUCAUAGGCAUAUUAUUAACAGUACAUAACAAGGAAGUUUUGAUUUGUAGAUAAAAAAUACAACAUUAUUUUAGACAUUAGUAGACAUAGACAAACCUUUUUGCACUACAAAGAACUUCUACCUGUCAUAGACUCUUUUUUUUUGCCUACCUACGCUGAUAGCCUUGAGAGGCUAUUUCAGCUUCGCCCUAACGUUUGUAGGUGAGCUCACAGAGUUCAACCGGAGAGUUGCUAACACUGACCCUAGCAAGAGCAGUUCUUCGCAGAAUCUACCACCGGAUCGGAAACGCGACCCACUGAGAAGAUCCGGCGAGAAACUCAGUGGGCUCCUGUCAUAGACUAUACAGUCAAAACUUACACUCUAUGAGUUUAAAAAAUUUACACGAAUUCACCAAAUUUUUACAAAUUCCGGAAUCCAUUCAAAUACCGUGACUUCAAAAACGUGCCAAAUUACGCAGUCGGAAACUCUUAUUAAGCUCGAACUAGGACUUUUGAGUUUGAUUCUCGAUCUAGAGUAGAGAGUCAAGAUGAGGGAAUCUAAUGAAGAAAUUCGAUACGUUUUAUAAUUUUACUGCAAAAAAGGUAAAAAUGCAACGCAAGCCGCGAAAAAAAUUUGCGAUGUUUAUGGACCUAUGGACCUAGUGCAGUGUCUGUAAGAGUAGCACAAAUUUGGUUUAAGCGUUUUCAAUCCGGAAAUUUUGAUGUCAAAGAUGCUCGUCGCUCUGGUCGCCCUAUUACGAAUAAAAUGGAUGCCAUUUUUUGAAAAAGUGAAGCAAGAUCUGCAUAUCAGUAGUUAUGAUGUAGCUGAAGAAACUGGAAUUUACCACAAAACAAUUUUGGCGCAUUUGAAAAAAAACUGGGUACACGAAAAGCUCGAUAUUGGUUACCUCACGAGCUCACUGAAAGAAACCUAAUGAACUGUGUAGGUACUCAUUUGUGAUUCUUUAUUACGACGUAAUGAAACCGAACCAUUUUUGAAGAAGCUGAUAACUGGUGAUGAAGAGUGGAUCACGGACGACAAGAACGUGCGAAAAAGGUCGUGGUCAAAGGCCGGUUAGGCUUCACAGGCUGUAGCAAAGCCCGGGUUAACUCGCAACAAGGUGAUGCUGUAUGUGUGGUGGGAUUGGAAGAGCAUUAUUCAUAAUGAGCUGUUACCACCAGACAGGACCAUCGAUUCUGAACCCUACUGCGAACAACGGAUUAGAUUAAAGCAAGAAGUUGAGAGAAAGCGGCCGGAAUUAAUCAACAGAAGAUGUGUGGUUUUUCAUCAUGAUAACGCUAGACAGCAAAAAGUAAGAGCUUGGCUGGAAGGUGUUAAUGCAUCCGCCGUAUAGUCCUGAUCUUGCACCUUUAGAUUUCCACCUGUUUCGGUCUCUUCAGAAUUUUUAGGCAGUGUCUGGUUAAGAUCACGAGAGGACUGCCAAAACCAAUUGUCGCGGUAUUUUGACCAGAAGCCCCAAAAUUUGUAUAGCAAUGGGAUCAUGUCUCUACCUGCAAGAUGGCAAAAUUUUAUCGAAUAAAAUGGUAUCUACAUACUUUAGUUAAAUGUAAAUAUAUAUAAUAAUAUAUAUUAAAAAUGUUGUGAAUUUUCUUUUUUUAAUGAAUUUUCUUUUACGAAGAAACUUUUUCUCCAGCCUAUUACAUAUGUAUCUAGUACUGCAUGAUAAAUCGAUGUCUUUGAAGCGUCUCGUAUUGACGAAGAAAAAUUCUACUCUUGUUCUUUUUCACCCUCUUCAAUCGUUAAAUCCUUGAUAAGUUUCCAUAGACUAAGCCGAGGAUUUAGAUCAGAAACAGUUCCGCUAGUAACUGCAUUGGAAUAGUUGAAUACUAAUGUAAAGUUGCGCUUGAAAAUCGUGUGUUCAGUGAACACAGUGAAUUCUCAGAUAAGUGCCAGGACCAGGAUAGAACUCAAUGUGCUUCCGUUUGACUCCAUCACCGUCGAACCGCCCGGACAAUCACAGUUUGUAACUUAAAGCCAUUUAAAUCUUAGUUCAAGGCCAAAAGUUUGACUUUGAUCUUUCCGGGGAGGGUUAUUAGAAGAUUUAUACAAAGAGAAGAUAAUGCUUAAAAUAAUGUUGCAUUUGUAAUUUGUUUCUUUCUGACGUAAUUUGCCUUUGACUUAUAAAGGGUUAACCAUAUAGAUAUUAGUGUUUCAAUGUUCUUGAUGUAUUAGUCAUUUUAAUGAUCUCUAUGUUGCAUGUAAUCAUUAUCCAUAGCCUGAGGCUCUCUUAAAGAGCCUUUCUGUACUGCAAUGUUGUUCAUAAAAUAAAUAAAAAAUAUAAAAA
Molecule: messenger RNA, 10374 nt
Organism: Bombyx mori (domestic silkworm)
Lineage: Eukaryota; Metazoa; Arthropoda; Insecta; Lepidoptera; Bombycidae
Product: solute carrier family 7 member 14
Exons: 17
Coding region: 1-2388 (795 amino acids)
Biological process (GO): transmembrane transport; amino acid transport
Cellular component (GO): plasma membrane
Molecular function (GO): amino acid transmembrane transporter activity
Source: RefSeq, a predicted model, not a curated record